AUGUUUCAUGCCGAAAGUUAUCAAUAUCAACUUCAAUCAAUGUGGCAAAAAUGUUGGAACAGCCAAAAUUUAGUUCAACAUAUGAGAUUUAGGGAACGAGGCCCUUUAAAAUCAUGGCGUCCGGAAACCAUGGCUGAAGCUAUUUUUAGUGUCCUAAAAGAAGGACUUUCAUUAUCUCAAGCAGCAAGAAAAUACGAUAUUCCAUACCCAACCUUUGUUUUAUACGCAAAUCGUGUCCACAACAUGCUGGGCCCAUCGAUGGAUGGAGGAACGGAUUUAAGACCGAAAGGAAGAGGCAGACCGCAAAGAAUUCUGCUAGGAAUUUGGCCUGAUGAACAUAUCAAAGGAGUUAUUAAAAGUGUAGUGUUUCGAGAUGAAAAAAUAAUCAAAGACGACCCAAUGAUAUAUGGAAGACAAUCGCCCUUCCCUUUUCAAGACUCAGCAAUAGGCUACCCAAACGGGUUGAAUCAGCAAACAAGCUCAGAUACAAUGUCGCCUGAUAUUCUCGCUGCUGUACGUCAACAAAUGUGCAAUAUGGUUGAUGCCGCAAAUUUCGUUGCUGGCUUUAAUCUUCCUCCAAAUAUGACAAUUCAAUCGAUGACACCUCCAACAGUAGGUAGUUCCAGCAGCAAUAUUUCAAAUCCAAAGAUAGGCUCACCUGCUAUAUCAAAUUUAAAUAAAAAUGGAGGUGAGCCAAGUAAUAUCUUACAAAUGCCAAGAUUGGCUUCACCAGCUGUACACAGCUUACCGAGCGAAUUAUCUUUGCAUGGCUUACAAAACUUAUCAACAAAUGAAGAAGAACUGUAUAAGAAAGAAAAGAUGCGAAAUAAAAGAGAAAAUGAAGGUUUAUCUCAAAUUGAAGGUCACCAAAAAAGUUUAAGUAACAACCGUUUGAGCAUUACUAAACUUCACUCACCUAAAACUCUUAGCAAAAAUCUCCCAACUGAGACUCAUGAGCCGGCAGCUAAUUUAGUUCAUAGUGGGCAAUCCUUAGACAUGACGUUUAAGUCAUCAAGAACAAGUAGUGAUGAGAGCUUCAACGGCGAAGAUCUUUCUCCAAGAUCUUAUAGAGGCUUCAAAGAUUGUUCACCGAUAAAACUUGAACCCUUAGCAGAUUGUCGGGAUUAA
Messenger RNA from Clunio marinus, 1128 nucleotides. Lineage: Eukaryota; Metazoa; Arthropoda; Insecta; Diptera; Chironomidae. The record is from the annotation of a GenBank genome assembly.